Molecule: messenger RNA, 1070 nt
Organism: Gossypium arboreum
Lineage: Eukaryota; Viridiplantae; Streptophyta; Magnoliopsida; Malvales; Malvaceae
Product: FACT complex subunit SSRP1-like
Exons: 6
Coding region: 528-1058 (176 amino acids)
Cellular component (GO): nucleus; FACT complex
Molecular function (GO): histone binding; DNA binding; nucleosome binding
Source: RefSeq, a predicted model, not a curated record
GAUGUUUGGUUGGGUGAAAAUAAUUUCCCAAGUAAAAUAUUUACAAACACGGGAAAAAAGAGAGUUCUUUAUUAAGGAAAAUGUCUUACCCUUUUGAAUUCGGUAAGACAUUUUCCGGAAAAUGACACAUUCUUCUCCCCUUCCCCUUCCCCUUCCCCUUCCCAUUAGGUUGCAAAUUAGUUUGGUCAAGGAGCUUUUCCGGUUCCUCCUUCACCCAGGUAAGGCUCUUUCUCCUUCUUCCGUUCUUUAUUCCUUUUCCUUCUUCUGUUCUUCAUCUUCUCUUCCAGGUAAAAGUCCAUCGCAUAUUCUGUUCUUAUGGAGAUAAGUUUCCACAUACCCAACACCAACACCCAAUUUGUUGGUGAUGAAAAUCGUCCUCCUGCUCAGGUUUUCCAUGAAAAAAUCAUGUCAGUGGCUGAUGUUGGUACUGGAGUUGAGGAAGCUGUUGUCACUUUUAAGGGCAUUGUAAUCCUCACAACAAGAUUGGCUAUGUUGAAUUUGAGAGGCAUGCUGCUGGUGGCUCAAAUAUGCAUUACAUUGAUCUUCUUAUAAGAUUAAAAACUGAGCAAGAACAUUUAUUUCAGAAUAUUCAGAUAAAUGAAUAUUACAAUUUGUUUGACUUCAUCAGUUCUAAGGGUUUGAGGAUUAUGAACCUUGGAGAUGUACGAACCGCAGAUAGUGUAGCUGAGAUUCUUCAAAAUGAUAAUGAUGAUGCAGUUGAUCCACAUCUUGAACGCAUUAAGAACGAAGCUGGUAUAGGUGAAAGUGAUGAGGAGGAUGAGAACUUUAUUAUUGACAAGAACGACGGAGGUUCUCCAACUGAUGAUUCUGGGGAGGAAGAAUCUGAUGUUAGUGAAAGUGGAGAUGAGAAAGAGAAACCUGCGAAAAAGGAUCAAAGGAAGGAAGUUGUUGUUGCUACAGCUGCAACUGCCUCUUCUUCUAAAGAAAGUAAGAAGAAAGGUAGAGAUGGACAAGAUGAUGGAAAGAAGAAGAAAAGGAAAAAGAAGGAUCCUAAUGCACCAAAGAGGGCAAUGACCGGCUUCUUCUAUUUUUCAUAGGCGGAAAAAGAG